Molecule: messenger RNA, 7632 nt
Organism: Spirodela intermedia
Lineage: Eukaryota; Viridiplantae; Streptophyta; Magnoliopsida; Alismatales; Araceae
Source: the annotation of a GenBank genome assembly
AUGGAGAUAUGCUCAGAGGAGGCCGUGAAGUACGUUUGGGAGGGGGCCAUCCCCCUCCAGAUUCACCUCCAUGAAUCUGAAGUCACCACACUUCCCCCUCCGGCCCCUGUUUUGGUAAUUUCUCGGCAAUGUGUUUCCUCUUCCCCGCCAGUUGGUGGGGCAGUGCUUGUGUGGCGCUGUUGUUGUUUGCUUCUGUCCCGUUCAUGUAGAUCGGCUGUACUUCUGAACCUCCUGUUUACACGUUUUGGUGGGUUGUGGUCAUGCGUGCCGUGAGGACGAUGUGAGUUGCUAGGGACUAAAAUUUGAUCGUGGAACUCAGUCAACGGAUGUGAAAUUCACUCAAGUCGGAUGGAACCACAAUCCUUGGGGCGCUAUUUUGUUGUAUCCCAGAUUGAUGUCAUAUUUUUUCCCCCGGUUUCGUGGCUACAAGCAGAGCAUGAACAUCAAUGAGUCUUGUAGCGUAAGGGAAACGUGGACUAAUAGAAACAGAUAACCAUCAAUACCGGUGAUUUGUGAUGCUUUCGGUCAAUUUUGAGCAUUUGAAUGUUCAAGGACACUUGUUAAGAUGUGGGUCUUGAAUGUUCGGAUUUGAGCACGUGUCAUCUUUGACUGUACAUGCUUUUGGUAGGAAAGAAUCACGGUGAUUAACCUAUUAUUUCCUCUGAUGACGGAUAUAAUACUUACCGAUAUCAAUUGUAUAUAUUUACUAGUAGCACGACAUAGUUAAGGAUUUCUGUUUCGAGAUUGUGUUCCUAGUCAUUGUUACUUCAUAAUUGAUAGAAAAGAGCAUCCCCCUAUAUCAGACGCUCAUGUUCCCUCUUCAUCCAUAGAAUACAUUACUCGUGCCUGAGUUUAAGCUUGUAUCCGCUGGAAAAACUGAUAUCGCGAUAUUUGCAAGUUUCUAGGAAUUACAAGUUGAGCAUGUUUACCUUUUUGUUUCAACGAAGUAAAUCAUGAUGCGCAACGUCCAAAUUCAAAUAAAUAAUCAAACAUUAUGCACAGUGUCUGCUUCUCUACCCUAAUUCUUGGUGAUCAACUUAAAAACAGUGGGCUUUGAUUUGAAUGAAUUUUAAGGAGUGCCAAUUCAACCACGGGUGCAAUUUUGGAAAAGGUAGUUUGCUAUUUGCAGCUUGCAUUCAUGUACCGGUGUAAUAACUUCUGGGAAUUUUAUGAUUUCUCUGCCAUUAAUUUUCUUUUAUCUAUUGUUCGUUUCAGGUAUUAGGGUAUCGUAUUGGGUACCUUCCCUUACUAAUCCCUCAGAUAAAGCCCCAUUUUGACAGCACAUUGCCCCCUGGAGUGGACACUGUGUGGUUUGAUUACAAAGGAGUGCCGCUCAAAUGGUAAGUGAUAAUACUGAUGGGUUCAUUUGUAUUUUAUUUUUCAGUAAUAGCCUGGUGCAAAGUUGAUGAAGAGAAUCACUCAAUUUAGUGUUAGACUGUAUACUAUCAAUGAAAACUUGACACUGCUGAAGGUCAAUGAGCACAUUUGGUUUGUUUGACUAUCAAAUCAUCCCGUGUGAAGUACAAUUGUAUGAAUACUGUUUUCUGGUGUCAAGAAAAUGUUGAUUGCAGAAAAGUGCCCUUCCCUUAAUAAGUAAAAUGCACAGGUCUAGUUGUCCAAUAGUCAACUUUGAUUAUAUAUUUCUCUAAAGACGUUAUACAGUACAUGACUUUAACUAUUAUCCGACACAGAUCAACUAAACUUCACAUUAGUGCAGAUAGUCGAGAUCAGACAUACCAACAGCCAUGCAUGUUGAAUGCACAGUGUGACCUUAAAAGCUUCUUGAAUUUGAUUUGUUAAAAUAUCUGUACUUAGAGGAGGAAGACGGCAUUGAAGCUUCCCAUCUCAUUUAUGUACAUAUGGUAGUUCAGUGACGUAGCAGGUUUAGUUUUAAGGCUAGGUGAUCUCAAAUAGUUUCAAGGUUCAUUUUUCUCAUUUAGCUUGUUACUGAUGUAACAAGCUAGUUCAAGUGGCCUGUUACUAGAGGAAAUGAAUUCAUGCUGAUCCUCACUGUCUGUCUUGCGACAUGGUAAGUUCAGAUGAGUGGUUUGGAGGAAGAAGAGGGAAUGCAUUGGCUGUAGAGACAGAAAAGUUAGGAAUGGAUGAUGUAAAUUUCUGAUUCUGUUUCCAUGUUUGACCAUCUCCAGGAAAAGUUUGGGCCCAAAAACAGAAUGGCUUUAUUGCUGAACGAGAGGAUAUUAUAAUUGGCAACAUUAAUUCAGCUUUAGAUUGCUAUUUCACUAUCAGUAUGGAUAUGCCAUUGUCACCCUUCGAAGUUUAUUACCAUCUAAAUUUAAAGUUAGUUUUUGGCGCGACAGGAAGCAUUCCUCGAUGACUUGUGAGUUGAUUGAAUUGUAGGAAAAAUGUUCCAACUUUUGGGAUCUCUGAUCCAACGCAUUGUUUGAUGAAGGAAUUUCUAAUACGCAUUUGUUGAGAUAUGUGAUGUCAAUAUCUAUUGUUCCGUAUUGAUGACAUAGAUUUUGGAUUAUGUUGACAAAGUGAAAUGCCUUCCAUUGUUAGCAUAUUUUGCAUGUGAUAAAAGACACUUGUGCAAAGUUCAUUUUUGUCUGUUAUGCUCUUUAUAUCAUAGUGCGUUAGAUUCGAGUCAUGGUAUUGUGAGAUUUCUCAGCAUGCUCUCAUUGGGAGGCUAAGACUUGAAAAACAGAUGUGGUACAAUCGUUUUUGUUAGCUCAUGACUUGGUUGAUUAUUUUCCUCUUAUUAUGUUUAAGGUAUUUUGUCUUAUCUUGAAACAUUCCUGCACUUUGCAAAAUAUUUCAGAUCGUUUUUUUUUAUGUGAGGCUUAAUUUCUUUUACAUAGAAGAAUAACUCCGAUGAAGUCUCGUCACUUUAAUCAGGUACAUACCAACAGGAGUUCUCUUUGAUCUUCUAUGUCCGGAGCCAGAAAGACCAUGGAACUUGACGGUAUGACUUGGUUUUCCGCUGAGAAGCUUCUGUUCGAUGUUUAUGAGUUCUUAAAAAUGCUGAAGCACCUUUUAUAGAUUUAAAAACUAUAAAACCACUCACAUGCUCCUUUAACGUAUAUCCUAAUCAUCUUAAGAUUAAAGAUGCAAUGUUUUGCAUUUUUUUCUUUGGUAGUCUUGUGUCUUUUUCGAUCUUUCUGCCAUUUUCUGUAGCCGUUUUCUCCUUAUAAUAAUAUUUUAAAGCUUUCUUUAGUUUCUCGUGUUGCUGCGUUCAGAUACCAAUAUUCUGUUAUGCACUGUAUGAGACCUUAAGCUUAACAAUGAGUUAUAUACAUACCCUACAGGUGCAUUUUAGGGGUUACCCUGGAGAACUCCUGACUCCAUGUGAUGGUGAAGAAGCUGUAAAGUGGAGCUUCAUCAAUUCCUUGAAAGAGGUUUGCAGACAAGAUAAUGACUCAGUAUUUCAUGUUAUUGAUUUAUUUUAUGUUGACUAUGCCUGGAAAUUUGUGCGACGGUUAAGCUCACUUCAAGAUAUUCAGGCAUGCCUACUAAUUUUAAAGAAAAUAUUUGAAACUACCGCAUAUUUGCCAUUGCUGUGCAGUUGGAAGGGAUUGCUGAAACGAGGAUGUCAAAGUCCUUUCUCCUGAUGUAGCUGAACGUGAAAAUAUUUUAAAUAAUAUAAGGGACCUCUACAGAUGUCAUGUCUCAAGUAGCCGAGGAAAUGUGCCCAUCUCAUUGCACUUAGUUAUUUUUUAACAGUUCGGAGUCAUCAUGGCAUUCAGCUAUUUUUCACCACUUCUUAGGUUUCAAACAAAGAUCCAAAUGUAUUGUUCUCUAUCGUCUUCUAUUUCAUUGCCAUUGCUGAAACCCCAGUAAUCUGAAUUCAUCUAGGCAUACAGUAAGCAGUUAUAUCUGCUCAAUUAGAUACAGCAUGUCAUAUCAUUGUAUUUAAAUUUGUUGUCAUGCCACUUAAAAACGAGUUAUCCAGGUUCUCGCCGGGAAUAUUCAUCUCUCGAAAGCUGUUCCCAGGUUUGCAUUAAUCAGUUUGGACAUACGAUUUAUAAUUAUGCAGGGAUGUUGGUGCAUCUGGAUCUAAUUGUCCGAUAAGGAUUGGAUGAAACAAAAAUACAAAGAAGGGAGGCUUUUGAAAUAAGCCUCAUUUGUUUUCAUCGUAGAUGUUAGAAUAUGUGCCAUGUCCUCUUUUAGCGUAGCAUCAAUGCGUUAUUUAGGUCAUUUAUGUAUAAAUAAGGAUGAUCUACUAAGUCAUUCCUGACUGCUCCCUGUUAAUCGUUUUUCAGAGUUCCUAUUCUCAACAGUUCAAGAUAUUAUUCUAGAUGGGUAAUUUUAAAUCAAGUUAUUUUUCGUGCUAAUCAGAGUCUGUUUUGUAACUAGGCAGCAUAUAUAAUAAAUGGAAACUGCAAGAGCAUCAUGAACAUGUCUCAAGCUGAUCAGUAUGAGCUAUGGCAGUCCGUGUUGAAUGGUAUUUUUUUUUUUUGUUACAUUUAUUUAUUUACCUUGCAGACAUCUACUCUCCUUUUUUUCGGCAUGGUAAUUAUACUGUUAUCAAAUAAUUUCACGCUUCACAGAUGCAUAUACAUGAGUGAUGUCAUUUGUUGCUCAACUUUACGCAAAAUUUGAACAAUUGCGUUUUCCCAUGUUCUAUUAUUUGGGUGUUUCAUCUUUUUAUGCCAGUUUAUUACUCAAAGCAACAUUGCCCAACUUGGAUGUAAAUGUGAACUUAGAACCCUUUAAGAAAGAGUCAGAUUAGGCCAUAUCAGUUCGAUUCUAUAAUUAUAAUGGUCUUCAAGCUUUUUUAGGGUGUCUUUUGCUUGAUUCUGCAGACAGUGGAACUGUGUCAGAUGAAAAGAUACUAGCUGAGGAAAAAGAGGAAACUUGCUACUGAACCAUCUGUGUUUUUAGUUUCGUCUCCUUCAUCCUUUAUUUUCUUCCUCUUCCUCUUCCACCACCUCCCACUGCUGCAUCGGCGACCUGGGAAAUUGGGGUCAAGGCCUCUGGAUUGCAAGAAUGAUAUUUCAUUUUUUAUCAAGGUUAUGGUUGAACACGGUUUAUAUUCUGGUCUCUUUAAUGAAGAUAUCCUGCAUUUAUUCAUUUUAACUAUAUUAUUCGCUUUCAGAAUUUUCCUUUUUAAAAUAUUUCCUAUUUUAUUCUUUUGGGGGACCUAUUAAAAAAUUAUUUUUGAUCCAAUCCGGAGGAGGAUAGAAAAGAAACCUAUGAUGCCACUCAUAAAAUUCCCUUUAACUCUUUCAUUAUUCAUUUUAGAGGUCUAACUAUUACAUUCACAAAUCUUGGCCUUUUUAAUGAUCUCUCUCUUCCAAUGCCUGUUAAAGAUGAUCCCUUAUUUCACUUAUGAUGAUCAGUACAAAACAAAUGGUCUCAGCAAUGAGCAUCUAGAGCCGCAGUAAAAGGGUUUUUCUUGCCAGAUUAGCCUUGGUUUGAAAAGUUGACCUUUCCUCUGAAAUGAGAUAAUGGUGGGACAAGUUUUUUCGGAUCAGAUGGCGAUCUUUCCUGCUCAUGGUUAGGUAGGCUACGACGAUUUCUUAUUUAGAAUCUGGAGCUAGCCGUGGGUAGCUAAGUUAUGUCACAUUCUACUCGAAGUCAUCUGGCUUAUAGCAUGCACUAUUCACUGAUAGUCCCCUGAACUUCACCUGUCUUGUCUAGUGUUUAACCAAGGUGUUUUUCUGAUCCACCUUUAUUCAGUUAAAAUGAUCGCUUGAGACGGGUUGAAAACUAACCCCACCUUGACAGCUGCAGGAGUUACCAUAAGAAGGGAAAAGGAAUAAAGAAAAGCAUGAUUUUUGGAUCCAGGAAAGCUUUAUCGGUUCUGCAUCCCCGUAUUCCAACUCCCCGUUGGAAUGUUCUUGGCACAAUAUCGUUUGAUCGCCGGACAAUAAUUUGGUCCGAUCAAUUUAGGGUUGUCAUAGGGGUCAGUCUCAUCGGGGUGUGACUGUUGUCCCUAACAUUGCCCGCAUAUGUAGAAAAAGAGGGAGCAGUGAAGGAUGCCACUUGACUUUGGCACAAGAGUGCUAUGGCAUUGCCCUCCAUCACUUUGCCGCCCAUGUGCUACCUAGAUAUAGGUGGCAAUAGGCAUUGUUUGACGAUGAUGAAGCAAUAUUGAAACGCCACCUGGCGUGACACAAUCUUUUGACUGUUGGUACUUCGCUUGUAUUUUUUCAGUUAACCUCAUUGAAUUUCUAUGACGAAGUAUUGCUGACUUGGAUUCUCUACCAGGUACCUUGGAAAACUACUCCAGAGUUGUGCCCAGGCUCAAGCUUGGUGUACUGAGGGAAGACUGUAAAAUGAGAAGUAUUUCGCGAUCUCAACAAGUUACUGGUGAAACUAAUGACUCCUUGCCAAAUCAAACUGGUAUUUUCCUUGCUCCAAAAGAGAUUUCUAAAUUCUAUAUCACAAAAAAUAUAUUUAUUUAUUUCCUCCAAUCAUUUAAUAGGAAAAAUAACCACAAAUAACAGUCUUUAGGAUUUGACUUGGUGAGUGGAGCAUUUUCUUUUUAUCCGUACGUUCCUUUCUCCAACAUCAUCUUCUGCCCUAAACAUGGAUCUGUGAAAUAUUUUCCCGCUCAAGCAUGAUGACUUAUAUUUUAAUGAGAUAAUGAUUACCUCAUAGAUGGAUCCCAUAAGCAACUUAUAUAUUUCUGUACAUUAUGAAGUUCAGGAAAACCAUCAUGUGUUGACCCAUUCCCAAUCUAUAAAUGGUUGGAUGGACAGGUGGUCCUAGUGUGCUGUUUCUUCAGAAACGAGAGACAACUGGCUCUCUGGGUUGGAUAUGAGUCACUUACCUCAACCUUUCUGACUGUGGGUAGAUCCAACUCAGUUGAGCCCCACAUCCACUGCUGUGCCUCCGCAGUUACCUGUCGCCCAUUGAACGAAAAUCAUCCCCAGUCCUUCUGGAUUGUUCUUUUCAUGCUGGUUCUGAGAGACAUUUCAGCAAGUUCUAACGUUAGUUUCCUAAAUAAAGUUGUGAUCAGGUAGAAUUCCUGUGCGGUUAUACAUCCGGAAUGUCGAAGAUAUUGACGAUCUGGAGGGCAUUGGUGCACUAGAUAGUUGGGAGAAGAUCUCAUACAUAAAUCGGCCAGUCGAGAAUCACGAUGAAGGUAUCGAAAACCACACUUUCAUAUCUAUUACAAUGCCUCAGUUAUGUUUUCAGAAGCGUCUCCCGUAGAUCGCCGAUGAUCAACCGUGGGUCUGAACAACAUUUCUUGUUCUUUUAAUCUCACAUGAUUCAUGAUGAUUUGCCCUUUCUCCCCCAUCGGAAUGCGUUUCCUUCUCUUCUUCCGAUCAGUCUGCAGCGAGAUUGUGCUUAAUUGGCUGAUUUAUCGACAUAUUUUCAGGUGGGCUGUUCACUUUACGAAGGGCGAUGGAAUCUCUCCUGCCAGAAUUGUUCGGGCCAUCAUCACCCUCACCGGGGGAAUCAAAGACGAAAGACGAAGCUGGUGGCGAGGACGGAGAUUCUGAGACGGCGGGUGGCGCGCAGGAUGCCGCUGCGGGAGAGCCACCGGAGGCAGCGCAGCAAGAAACUCAUACUGCGCAGAUGGCGAGGAUUAGGCUCAUCCGCGUUCAAGGAAUCGUACCCGGUUGGGACACCCCCUUCGCUUGGGUCGUGAACAACCUAAGCCACCCCGACUUCUUUCUCCACGUCUGCGUCCUCGUCUCAGCCUCGCAGGGCUCUCACUGA